AUGGCAGAUAUACAAUCACAAACAAAAAUUACCGAAAAUGCUGUAGUAAAUUCAAAAGCUGAAACACCAAUGGUAGUUAAUCAAAAGUUAUUAAGUGCCUUAAAUUAUCUUCGUGAUGAACUCGAAAAGGUUCAAAAAGAAAAUAAGGAUGAGGAUUCUACUUUUUCAGAGGUGGGUGACGACGGUGACAAUGAUCGUGAAAAAAAUAAGUAUUUUGAAGAAUUAAAAGCACAAGUUGAGCAAAUUGAAAAGGAGAAAAAGGAAAUUAUAGCAAAUGGACAACAGGAACGAGAGAAGUUGCAAUUGCAGCUUGACCAAACACGGGAGGAGAAAAAGCAAUUGGAAGUACAACAUCAAAAACUUAAUAGGAAAAAACAAGAAAUUAACGAAUUGAAUGAAAAUAAUCAAGAACUUAAUAACACUAUUUUGAAGUUACAAGGUGAUCUAUCCACUUCUCUGGAUGAGAAUGAGAAAUCAUCGCAACAAUUAGAAUCUUUACAAUCACAUAUUUUUGAGAUGCAACAACAAGCUUCCCUUGAAAUUUCAGAAAAGGAUGGUAUAAUUCGUGAUUUACAGCAUAAUUUAGACCGUACAGAAAGGGAACGGGAGGAAUGGGAGGUUAAUGCUAUGGAAUUAAAAAGCGCAAAGGAUGAAUUACUUAUUCGCAUAAAACAUUUAGAAAGAGAAAUGGAUGCCUUGAAACACGAGAAAGAAACCUUAAGAGCCGAGAAGAACAGUGAAUCUGAGAGUUUGGCUAAUUUACAGAAUGUCUUGGAAGAAUUCGAAGCAGCUAAACAAUCUGAGAUUAGAGAGGCUGUUGAAGGAAUACAAAGGCGACUUGCCACUUCUACUAAAGAUUUAGCAGAGUUUAAAGAGCGUGCGUUACUGGCUGAAAAUCAAUUAACGCAAAUAAAAGAGGAAAUUGGCAAAACAUCACAAUAUGAAAAAGAAAUCAAGGAAAAGAAUUUAUUAAUUGGAAAGUUGCGACAUGAAGCUGUAAUAUUGAAUGAACAUCUUACCGAAGCUUUGCGUCGUAUGAGGGAAGAGAGUAGUGAGAAUAAUGUGGACAAACGACUUAUCACCAACCUUUUGAUCGCUUUCUUCAACACACCACGUGGAGAUAGUAAAAGAUACGAAAUUUUACAAUUGAUGGCAAAUAUGUUGCAUUGGACAGAGGAACAAAAGGAACAAGUAGGUUUGAUAAGAAGAGCAUUGACCAACCGGUCUGUAGAAGAUAGAUCGAGUGGAUGGGUGUCAGGUUUGUGGACCCCUACUCUUGAGAGAACACGGAGUCGAUUAUCAGAAGAAGUUCCUAGACCAACUAUUCGUAUAUCUGAAGAUGAAGGUCCUAAAGAGGAAAAUAAACCUAUCAGUAAUAGUAAUAGUAAUAGUAAUUAUUCAAAUUCAAAACAAGAAGGAUAA
Messenger RNA from Funneliformis mosseae, 1422 nucleotides. NCBI's taxonomy places the organism in Eukaryota, Fungi, Glomeromycota, Glomeromycetes, Glomerales, Glomeraceae. The record is from the annotation of a GenBank genome assembly.